CUCGGGCUGGUUUGAAUUGACGGCGCGGGGAGCGCGUGGAGGAGCGGCGUGGACACCCGACGGUGUCUCGUGUUCAAGGCGCGCGCUCAACACACCGCACGCACAGCACCAUGCUGGGCACCAAGUUUGCAUCCGCGCAAUGAAUCCUGCCAACGAAACCAGAGCGGAGAGAACUACGGAACAUCACAUUUUUUCAGCCGGCACCUACAAACUUCUCGCUUUCGCCAUCGGGACCAUCGGAGUGUUCGGCUUUUGCAACAACGUUGUUGUCAUCGUACUCUACUGCAAAUUCAAGAGACUGAGGACGCCCACCAAUUUGUUACUGGUCAACAUAAGUUUGAGUGAUCUGCUGGUUUCUGUCAUCGGAAUAAACUUCACGUUUGCUUCGUGCAUCAAAGGCGGUUGGAUCUGGAGCCAGGCGACAUGCAUCUGGGACGGCUUCAGCAACAGCUUGUUUGGCAUCGUCUCCAUCAUGACGCUGGCGGCCCUGGCCUACGAGCGCUACAUCCGGGUGGUCCAUGCCCAGGUGGUGGACUUCCCCUGGGCGUGGCGGGCCAUCGGCCACAUUUGGCUGUACUCCCUGGUCUGGACGGGCGCCCCUCUGCUCGGGUGGAACCGCUACACGCUGGAGAUCCACCGGCUGGGCUGCUCCCUGGACUGGGCCUCUAAGGACCCCAACGAUGCCUCCUUCAUCCUCCUCUUCCUCCUGGCCUGUUUCUUUGUGCCUGUGGGCAUCAUGAUCUACUGCUACGGGAACAUCCUCUACGCGGUGCAAAUGCUGCGCUCCAUCCAGGACCUCCAGACGGUUCAGAUCAUCAAGAUCUUGCGGUACGAGAAGAAGGUGGCCGUUAUGUUUUUGCUGAUGAUCUCCUGCUUCUUGUUGUGUUGGACGCCCUAUGCCGUGGUGUCCAUGUUGGAGGCCUUCGGCAGUAAGAACAUGGUCUCGCCCACGGUGGCCAUCAUCCCCUCGUUCUUUGCCAAGUCCAGCACGGCCUACAACCCCCUCAUCUACAUGUUCAUGAGCAGAAAGGGCGGUAUUUCAUCCUCUUACUCCCUCUCACAGUUCCGGCGCUGUUUGCUGCAGCUGCUCUGCUCGCGGUUCUCCUGGCUGCAGUGCGGCCUCAAAGAGCGCCCCCUGGCUCUGGUCCAGCGCCCCAUCCGACCGAUCGUGGUGUCCGCGGGGGCGUGCGGCGGCAGGAACCGGCCCAAGAAGAGGGUGACUUUCAGCUCCUCGUCCAUCGUCUUCAUCAUCACCAGCAAUGACUUUAACCACCUGGACGUCACCUCCAAGAAUCGAGAGUCCUCGGAGGUCAAUGCCUUUCAAGUGAGGCCGUUGUGAUCCACAAGGGACCGGGACUACUCAGCCCCACCACUCAGUAUGCCUUAGGACCCAACAUGCCAAACCGAACCAAAAAUAAUCCUGUCUGAACCUCCCGGGACAUUUCUGCAUCCACACACAGUUACAUGUUACAACUAGUAGUAAAUAUCCAACUGUCAGCCCGAGAAUCUCAGCUCAACCUUUUUCCUGAUGGUGUUUUGUCUCAGCAGGUAGUAUGAAAGCUUGACAUCAUCUUCUACAUCAGCUGUGGUGAUACAAGCACAUACAGAUGUAGUUAACAACGAGUUCUAUGUUUCUCUUUAGAUAAAGAAUCACACUUAUUUGUCAAACAGAGUUUUUGGGGACCCGAGUGGAUGGACAUGUGAUAGCGGAUGUCUUUUUGGUUGGUACCCAACUGCAGCAGUGUAGCAUGGAAAACAAGCCUUAGCUCCUUAGCCAUGAACAAUAAUACAUUGUUGUGAUUGGAUUCAAU
Molecule: messenger RNA, 1811 nt
Organism: Anarrhichthys ocellatus (wolf-eel)
Lineage: Eukaryota; Metazoa; Chordata; Actinopteri; Perciformes; Anarhichadidae
Gene: opn3
Product: opsin 3
Exons: 4
Coding region: 140-1339 (399 amino acids)
Biological process (GO): G protein-coupled receptor signaling pathway; visual perception
Cellular component (GO): membrane
Molecular function (GO): G protein-coupled receptor activity
Source: RefSeq, a predicted model, not a curated record